UGACAUGGCCAUCAGUUUCCAGCUAGAAUGGUAAACUGGUAGUGAAGGAGAACACAGUCGACUGCAGAAGGAAGCACUUACUACACACACUACUAUUGAGGAAUUCUGCUUUGAAUUGCCACCUGAGGAUUGAUCAUAUUGAGCAAGUUACGCUUUACAUCGGAUAAUGACGUCUAGGGAAGAGCACCUCAGAUCGACAGGCAACACGGUGGAUAUCGGAGAGGGCAUGGAGUUGCGGCUCAAGCCACAAAACCCUACCUUUAGUUUCCCCGACCAAGGAAAUAAAAAGGAAGGUGAUGAUGUGCAUCCAGAAAAGCCAUUGAGCGAAGAUGACGUUCAAAAGAAGCAUUUGCGUGAAGAACCGGAUGACAAGCAAGAGCAAGCACAUGACUCAGAAGAGGCCGAGGAGGAUAGAAAACAAGAGGUACCCGGCGGUAGUGACGAAAUGAGGCGAAGUUCCAACUCAAAUGCGAAAAAGCCCAAACCUGAUCCCGUGUCAAGUCUAGAUGCCAGAAGUCUACUUAAAAACAUACACCAUAUGAAGUCACUUUCGGAGAUAGAUGGCACGAUGUCCCUGUCAAUAUUGUCAUUGCUAGUGGAUGAACUCAUCUGGUUGACCGAGAUGCUGGAUAAGGGCGUGAUCAAUGAUAAGGACAUAACAGAGAACAUUUUUGGCGACAGAGUGUUUGACUGUGUCUUGGACCAUUUCGGGGAAGGUUCCGUUCAGGGUAACCAAGAAAAGGGAGAUGGCGAAGUGAGCGGAGAUGCACAUGAUUCAGAGAACAGUGAGGGGACACAGAGUCAAGAGAAAGAAAAGACAGGACGGUUUAUAGAAAGUGUAUUGAAUGAGAUCCUGGGAGAAAAGUUGAACCACAUAGACAAGAAACGAUUAGAACUAAUUUCCAAAUCCCAGGAAGAGCUCGGAAUAUCGUUCAGAAAAAGCUCUAAAAUACUAACCAACUUUGAGAUGAGCAGUAAACCAUCGCUUUCAGCUACAGACCUCAGAGUUUAUGUUGGAAAGAACAUCGGCGAGUACGAAAAGUGUUCGACAGAUAGCGAUACCUUGGCCUGGAUAUCCAACAAGUUCUACUUGAAAUCGGCACCGAAGAUGGAACUGAGCUCUUACAUCGAUCGAAUCAACUCCCAUUUGGAAAUUAGCGGGGCGGUUGGUUUAUGUGCAGGAUGGUAUCUAUUCAAAUUUCUGUUCAACAUAAAAUGUGUCGAGAAAUUGAGCGACGGUAUCACUUGUGCUCAGAACUCCAUUGCCAUUGAUGCUGAUACCGAAUGGGAGAGCAGAUGUUUACCUCUAGUUCUGGGAGAUUCUUUUAGUUCCGUUUUUGGUGGAGAAGGAAGCCACUCGCUCAGUGACGAUAUGAAGGUUGAUGGCGAACCCAACACGGGGUCGGGCAAUGAAAUAAGCGCACUCCCCAUGGACAACUCGUUCAGUUCGUGCAGCUCAGUGGUAAAUGAGGACGACUCACUAUUAACUCCCAACGGAGAACUAAGGGAUGGUAACUCGGAGGUCCACAUGUCCAAGAUAAGCAAGCUGAAUGCGUUUCGUUUGAUCCUCACCUGUGUGAGAAUAUCAAGUAAGUUAAUAGAGGACAAGAAUUUUAAACAGCAUUAUUACUGCAAGGUUACGGGGCUGCAGAAACUGGAGGACUUGUUUCGCUUGGAGCUGGCGUUGGGUUAUGGGCUAGACUGGGAGCUUUUCAUUAACGAGUAUACUCUCUGGAGAUACCUUUUCCAUAUGAAGGCGCUUGUAAUGGGAUGCGAGAGACUCAGAAAGAAGAUAGCCGUAGAUCAGUCUUAGUGUCAUCAUUACUUGGGGGGGGGGG
Molecule: messenger RNA, 1838 nt
Organism: Pichia membranifaciens NRRL Y-2026
Lineage: Eukaryota; Fungi; Ascomycota; Pichiomycetes; Pichiales; Pichiaceae
Exons: 1
Coding region: 167-1813 (548 amino acids)
Biological process (GO): regulation of cyclin-dependent protein serine/threonine kinase activity
Cellular component (GO): nucleus; cyclin-dependent protein kinase holoenzyme complex
Molecular function (GO): cyclin-dependent protein serine/threonine kinase regulator activity; protein kinase binding
Source: RefSeq, a predicted model, not a curated record